Messenger RNA from Mercurialis annua (annual mercury), 4166 nucleotides. RefSeq names its product biotin--protein ligase 2-like. Gene Ontology annotation, cellular component: cytoplasm. NCBI's taxonomy places the organism in Eukaryota, Viridiplantae, Streptophyta, Magnoliopsida, Malpighiales, Euphorbiaceae. The record is from RefSeq and is a predicted model, not a curated record. Gene Ontology annotation, biological process: protein modification process. The coding region runs from base 119 to 1201 and encodes 360 amino acids. Gene Ontology annotation, molecular function: biotin--[biotin carboxyl-carrier protein] ligase activity. The transcript has 10 exons.
UCAAAAUAGUUGAAGCGCGAAUAGUGUACAGUGCCGUGUAGUCUUACAGUGAAACAUCCGUCUCCAAAAAUGAAACCUUAUUUGUAACGAACUCAAACACUAGCCGGCUCCGCUUCUCAUGAAUUGUCUCCGCUUUACUUCUUUAUCUGCUGCAGUCGUCAACAACACGCGCUUACCUCUCUAUCGAUCAGUAGCAUCAAUGGAUGCCAGCAGUUCAGAUUUUACUCUCGUAUUAUCUGGAAAAUCUUCUUCCGAUAAUGAGAUCGCACACUCUAUAAAGCAAAAUAACUCAAUUACACUUUCCGACGACAGUUACCGAGUUUCUCUACUCUUGGAAUCGGAGAUUACUAAACAAGAAAAGGAGGAAGCUUCUUCUUUUAAUCGGCAAUUUUUUUUCAAUUCUCUUUCUACUAAUCAAUUCGGUAGGUUGCUCAUUUGGUCUCCCCGGUUAACUUCCACACAUGACGUCGUUUCACUUAAUUUCUGUGAGCUUCCAAUUGGUACUGUUUGUGUUGCUGAUAUUCAGAUUAAAGGGAGAGGUCGGUCGAAGAAUGUGUGGGAAUCUCCGUUAGGCUGCCUGUUGUUUUCUUUUACUCUUCAGAUGGAGGACGGUAAAAUUGUGCCUUUGUUGCAAUAUGUUGUUUCUCUAGCGGUUACAGAAGCAAUUAAAGAUGUUUGUCACAAAAAUGGCUUGCCAUUUCUAGAUGUGAAAAUAAAAUGGCCAAAUGAUCUUUACUUAAAUGGCCUAAAAGUUGGUGGUAUCCUAUGCAAUUCGACGUAUAAAUCAAAGAAGUUCAAUGUCAGUGCUGGUAUAGGUUUGAAUGUUGAUAAUGAGAAACCGACUACAUGCUUGAAUGCAGUACUAAGAGAACUAUCUGAUUCUGCUGCUUCACAAUUAAGCAGAGAAGAUAUUCUUGCAGCUUUUUUUAACAAAUUUGAAAAUCUCUAUGGUAUUUUCAUAAAUGAUGGAUUCAGAAAUCUCGAGGAGCUGUAUUAUAGAACAUGGUUACAUAGCGGUCAAAGAGUCAUUAUACAAGAAAAGAUCAAUGACCGACAAGUGGAGAAUGUAAUCACUAUUCAGGGCUUGACAUCUUCAGGGUAUUUGUUAGCCAUUGGCGAAGACAACCAAAUGUAUGAGCUUCAUCCUGAUGGUAACAGUUUUGACUUCUUCAAAGGACUAGUCAGAAGGAAAUUGGAAUGAAGAUUCCUCAUCACUUUCAAAUGGAGGCAACAUGGUAAAGAAGUAAAGAUUCUUUCUCCAAGGCUGAUCAUUAUUGAAGUUAUGGGGCACUCCAAAUCAGUGGUAUGUUUGUAUAAUUGUGGGUGCUUUUGUUUCUUUUUCAUCUUUCAAUUUAUACUCUCUCCGCAUAUUUGCAUACCGUGACCAUCUUUUGUGUUGGGAUGGAUAAAGAGAAAAGGACACCUCUACCCUCUUAAGCUGCUAGCUUCUACUUGGAACCAGUUUUUUAACCGGUUCAACCAGUUGGGCUGGUAACCGUAUGUCAGUCCAGUUUGAUUUUUUUUCCUUCUAAAAUUUAGAAAUACGGUUCGACUUCUUCUAACUGGAAAAAACCGCAAAAAUUAGAAACCAUUGACCGGUUAAGCUGUAAAAGUUGCGUGGUUCUUUAAUAAACCGUAUGAACCGGUGGUUGAACAAGCUGUAAAUCGAUGGCCACACCAGUUCAAUUUUUAAAAUACUGCUUCGAACUAAAGGUUCAAACUUUAUUAUAUAUAGGCUAAUAAUGACCUAGAAAAUUCAAUCCUUCAGCAAAAGUACUCGUUUUAACCAAACUUUUAAAAAGUUUCGAUCAUAGCCAAAAUUGCAUUAUAUGGUUUCAAUUUUAACCAAACUAUCCUAGUCAUUGAAUAAAAUAUCUCAUUUUUUAUUCAAUUUUAAGGGAUUUAUAAAACUGAAACCCAAUAAUGCAAUUUUGGCUACAAUUAAAUUUGGUUAGAAGAACGGAGAACUUUUUCUUGGAUUUUUUGGAGAAUUUGGCCUUAUAUAUAUCAUUGAAGUGGUCAUGGCCCAUUACAAAGGCUCCAACUUUGCAGAAAUUGUCUCUAUCAUAGUUUGGAAGUUAACAUUAUGAGUUUUAGUCCUCAAAAAGCUGCAUACAGAAUAGGAGAAGAAAAAAAGUGCAUUAAGUUCUAUUUAUUUGUCAUUUUUUAAAACGUUUAGGUUCUUGUUUAGGGUCCCCCCAAUAAGCCAAAACACGUCAACUUGCAGCUUUUGUCUUGCAUGAAACCCUGUCUGUUUGCCCACACGUUAGGGAUAACAUACAUAUUACUCUUUUUGCAAAUUAUUGUUCUACGUAUAAUACAAAUGUUAUGUUCUUCACUUAGUAGUUCUUUUAGCUAAAUGUUGUAUAAAAAAAUGUCUGAUUGUUGUCUGUAGCUAUGAUGGUGCGACAAGUGAAUCAUGGAUUAGAUUCUUAAAAUGUCAGUUUUAACCCUUAUAAUUAUUGUCCAACUUGAUUAAGUAACCAGUGAUGGUGAUGAUUGACUGUUCUUGUAAUGGUAGUUUUGGAAUGUUUCUCUUUAGAUAAGAGGGUUAAGGUUGGAAUUGGAUGAAUUGCUGUUUUCUUGGGUGUUUAGAGAGGUUAGACUCCAUUAGGCAAAGUAGAAUUAGAACAUUGUUUAGCCGUUCUUUAAGCAAUAUCGGGAUCAAAAUUUCUUUUCAGCCCAGGAUAAAUAAUGUGUGAACCUUCGAGUUCACCUCUCACAUGCUGGCAGCCGGAGUUAAAUAACAUGAUACAUGUGAACCAUCUCCAGUCCAUCUCUGACAUGCCGGCAGCCGGGGCUAAAUGACAUGUGAACCAUUUAGUCCACUUCCAACAUGCCGGUGGCCCGGGUUUAACUUUCAUCUAGCCCUGACUUCACUACGAAUCCUACUUCUCUUGAAAAUUUUCGACGGUAGUCUGGACUAGAGCCUAUAAAGAAUAUUAUGAUAAAACAAUUUCAAGCAAUGAUGAGUAAAAAAAUGUUGUUGCUUGUUCAACUUAUAACAGUAGUUUUUUAGGGAAAAUUAUUAUUACCUUUGAAGUUAUGUUAAAAUUAUUGCUUUUUCUUUGGAUCUUAAAAAUUUACCGUUUCUCUAAUAUUUCAAUUUCAUUUCUUAUAAGGUUAUUUCAGUUAUCUAAUAUCUAUCAUUUUACUUCUUAUAAGGAUAUUUCAGUUAUCUAAUAUAUAAAAACAAAGGAGAAACAAUGAAUUUUUAAAAUCUACGGAAAAAAAACAGUAAGUUGGUAUAAUUUAAGGAAAUGAUAGUAAAUUUCUCUAGUUUUUGUCUAUUUGUCAAAAUAUCUUAUAUAUUUCAAAUUAGAGACCAAGUAAAAUUUCUGGUUCCAUCACCAUAUAUACAAUGGUAUCUAAAUUUUUUUAAAAGGGACAAAAAAAUAUUUGAAACUUUGCAAGAACCCAGAAAUCACUGCAAGUAAUUUUAGAAGAGUUGAGUAUAAGAUUAUUCGGUUUUGUGGUGAUGAAACUCAUCAUUGAAAUAGUAAGAAAAUCGAGAUAACCUGUGAGCCUAUAUCAGUAAGUUUAUGGACUCUUAUUUUCUUUUUUUUUAUCUUAUUUUAUCGGUUAGCAAUAUUGAUCACUAAAAAUCUUAAAUCAAUUUGAUUGUAAUUUUGAACGAUUAGGAUCUCGCCAAGUGUGCAGAAACGAAAAAUAUCUCUAUACCCUCAAAGUGUAAUAAUAGAAACAAAGUCUCAACAUGUAGAAAUGGGAAAGGAUAUGAUUGGUCAUGGAGAAAGUAAGGGAUGAGGAGGUUGACAUAGAGAGACGAGAAUGUCCAUGAAGACGAAGGAGAUGAGUCAAAGACAUAGUUUGCAUAGCCACAUGGUGGACCUAAGGUGCGUUGUGGGUGAAAGAUACUUGGGAUAAGAGGCAACAUAAACACAACAUGGCACUACAUGUACAAGCUUGGACAAAUUCCAUUCACACACUUCAUUCUACCUAUUGUAACCAGCCUCGGUUUGGUUUAGAUGUCGGGAUAGAUUGCUGAAGUUGAAAGAUGAUUAAACGGUUGAAAUGAUAUUUUUUAAAAAUAUAGUUGUUUGGAAGAGCUAUUGUGAGCCGGUGAAUUUUAUCGAAUAGGGCCAACAUGUCGAAUACGCAACAACUAUAGUUCAACUAAACAAAUUUUAAAUUUGCAUUUGUGUGGA